AUGGCAUUUGACUUUAACAUUUCUUGCAGCAACACACUGACAGAUUCCUUGUUUGAGAAACUCUUCCAGCUUCAAUGCCACUUCACACGGAGCCCACAGAAAGACAACAUUGAUCUGGACGAUGUGAAGCUUAGGUUACAAGAUUCUAUAAGUCUUAGUGUAAAAUAUAAAGCCACAUCCUACAACCAUCUGGCUUUUGUAAACUGCCUGCAAGGCAACUAUGAAGAAGCAAUUCAAAACUUGAAGGAAGCUGAAAAGAUUCGGAGGGAGAACCACAAAGAUGAAUUUGAAAGAAGAAGCAUCAUCACCUUUGGAAACUUUGCUUGGGUGCAUUACCAUAUGGGACAACUGACCGAGGCCCAGUCCUACCUCAACAAGCUGGAGAUGAUCUGUAAACCGCUCACUGAUGGCCCUCGCUAUACAGCAAUGAUACCUGAAGUGUAUGGGGAGAAGGGAUGGUCAUUGCUGAGUUCUGCUGCUGAAUACUAUGAGGAGGCAAAGGAAUGUUUUGAAAAGGCUCUGGAGGAAGAUCCUGAUAACAUGGAGUGGAUCAUGGGCUAUGCCACUGCUCUGUUUCGUCUGGCAUCAUUUUCUGGUAUCCCAGAGAAUCAGGAGCAGAGUGAGUCAGUGAGACAGUUGCGUCGGGUGCUGGAGUUUGAUCCAGAUAACUCUGUGGCCAUGGUGCUGUUGGCGCUAAAGCUGCAAGAGUUCAGUGAAGAGCAGGAAGCAAAUGAAUUAGUUGAACAAGCAUUGCAGAAGACCCCCAAUCUUCCAUACGUGCUUUGCUAUGCAGCGAAGUUUUACAGAAAAGGAGGCGCUGUUGGUAAAGCGAUAGAGCUGUUGAAGAGAGCUUUAGAACGUACUCCAAACUCUGGCUUCUUACACCACCAAUUAGGUGUGUGUUACAGGAUCAAUCUCUUCCUUCUGAUCAAAAAUCCAGGCUGUAGAGACCCUCAGAAUGUUGCAUUUUAUCGAAAAGCUGAAUUGAUCAGACUGUGCGAGCAUCACCUUGAAAGGGCAGUUGAACAAAAACAGUCAUUUAUUUUUGCAAAACUGGAUUUUGCAAUAGUCUGUUUAAUGAUUGGUGAAUCACACAGGGCAGAGGAAAUCUACAACAGUUUAUUGCGCUUGGAAAAUAUUGGCCUUGAUAAUAAACAGAGACUUCACAGACACUGUGGAUCAUUUGAACUGCUUCACAAAAACUCUGAGUCAAAUGCCAUCGAUCAUUUUCUGAAAGGGCUUAAGCUCCGACAUGGCACAAAAGAUUGGAAAAUCUGUUACAAUAAUUUGAGAGGGAUUGCAAGAAAACAGAUUGUCAGAAAUGCAAGUAACAGUCAAGCCUUUGGUGUACUGGGGUCAGUGCACCAGCUGGCUGGGGAGAAGGAUGAAGCUAUUGAAUGCUUUGAAAAGGCCUUGGAGUUUGAUCCUGACAAUGAAGAAUAUCUCAGUGCUCUUCGUGAAUUACGCAUUUCUAUUUAG
Messenger RNA from Pristis pectinata (smalltooth sawfish), 1479 nucleotides. Its product is annotated as interferon-induced protein with tetratricopeptide repeats 5-like. Gene Ontology annotation, cellular component: cytosol. Lineage: Eukaryota; Metazoa; Chordata; Chondrichthyes; Rhinopristiformes; Pristidae. The transcript has a single exon. Gene Ontology annotation, molecular function: protein binding. Gene Ontology annotation, biological process: defense response to virus. The coding region runs from base 1 to 1479 and encodes 492 amino acids. The record is from RefSeq and is a predicted model, not a curated record.